UAGAUGUAUAAAUCAUCGGUUUCAAAUUUUAUUUCCAUUUUACCUACUGUCCACACUUUUUUGGAAUUGGGGUUUUAAAUCGGUCUGUUAAUCAGUCAGUGCACAUACACAUACACACUUAACCACUUUUAAACAUUUUUAAAACAGUAUUAUUUUGCUAAUAUAAUAACUAUUUAUGUGUCAAACUGUUCUUUACUAUUAUAUUUACACGCAUUAGAAACUGUUCCUUAUAUUCCUCAUUACUGCUCUCUCUCUCUCUCUCGCUCUCUCACUCACUCUCCUUUACCCUCCCUCUGAUGACACUCCCACUCCAACAAGUCUCUGUGUGUGCAGGCUGCCUGCUCUCUGUCACUCCUGUCUUCCUCGCUCCUUCUCUCUCUCUCUUUCUCUUCCUCGUUCUCUCUCACUCUCUUUCUGUCUUGCCGGACUAAAAGUUGUUCUGGGAAACGAGGGAAGGGAUUUUCCAAUGAUCUCUCCCCUACGGCAAUCAGAGCCCUCUUUGGGAGGGACUACUUGUGGCGCAUAGCCUCUUUCCCCUCUGAGACAUCAUGGACAUGUUUUUCCGCCGCCAUUUCCGCCGAAAGGUCCGUGAGCAGGCUGGCCGCCGGCGUUCGAGUGUGGCUGUGCCGGCCAGUAAAGCACGGCGGCGCUCCAGUGCCGGACUGCCCUCUGCUGGCCUGGCUCAGAGGCGCAGGUCCAGCAUCCAGCUGCAAGGUGCCCUUCAGGCAGCCAGUGGUCAGAGUGGAGGGCCUCUAGUCAGGGACCGGCGUUUUGUCCGGCGCCGCUCAAGCGGAACCACAGCCUGCUUGACCCCUAGGUUUUCCCUCCGCAGGCGCCGGGCAGCAAAACACCGUAGCAUCCACGCCCAGCUCUUGGGGCCAUCACUGCUGUUGGCCAGCGUGGUGCAGAUGAGUGAAGAGAAGGAGACAGAUGAGGGUAGUGAGGGAGGACAGUCUGCCUCCUCUGAAGAAGACGACUCGCAGAGCGAUGACUGCUGGGAAGAUCCUGACAAACUUGGGGCGCACCCCAAGGCAGAGUCAGAUGAAUCUCCGUCCUGGUUGGCUCAGGGUCUGGUAGAUGGAGACAGCCUUCAGCCCCGCCCAAUCAUCCGUGCGCCGCGCUGCCUUCGGCGGAACUCCUCCCACUUGCUUCCUGCUGAUGCUGUGUACCACAGCCCUGCCUACUAUGGUCUGUAUGGUCGCUACCGGAGAAACAGCCAGGUGUGGAGAACAACUAAUGUGGGGAUCGGCGGGGUUUGGACGGGGAGGCGGAGCUCUGUGGCAACUCGGAGAGGGUCAGUGACUAAUCACAGAAAAUACUCCCCUUGGUGGCCGGACCCUGGACUAGCAGGCGUGCUACAGGGGACGUACUAUGACCCCCAGACAGACACAUGGAGUGGGUUUCUCUCGAAGGCUAUAGCUAAAUCUGGCCUACAGCAUCUGUCGUCUCAGCCCAGCAGUUCAGUGCUGGCCAAGUGUGACUCGGACAGAGAGAUCCGCAGCACUGUGGACUGGAGCGAGUCGGCAGUGUAUGGAGACCACAUCUGGUUUGAGACCAACGUCUCCGGAGACUUCUGUUACGUUGGAGAACAGCACUGCUACGCAAAGACACUGGUUUGUCAAAAAUCUGUUGCCCGAAAGAAAUGCGCUGCUUGCAAGAUUGUAGUUCACACCAUUUGUAUAGAACAGCUAGAGAAGUUAUCUCACAGGAAGCCUCAGCCUCAGGGGGAGUGGCUUGAUGAGCUGCCACACAAAGAUCCGUCUUUCAGAAUCAAUUUCAGGUGUAAACCUUCAUUCAGGGAAUCAGGCUCUCGGAACAUACGGGAGCCCGCCUGGCGUCGCAGAGUCAUAAAAGGUCAAGCUGCUUGGGAGCGAAUCAAGCAUACUGCAGCUAACCGCAGGUCACAUGUACCUCUCACACAGCCUACCAUUGUGCGGCAUCACUGGGUCCAUCGACGACGACAAGAGGGGAAGUGCAAACAAUGCGGGAAGGGAUUUCAGCAGAAGUUUGCCUUUCACAGUAAAGAGAUUGUGGCCAUUAGCUGCUCUUGGUGCAAACAAGCAUAUCACAAUAAGGUGACAUGCUUCAUGCUACAGCAGAUUGAAGAGGCCUGUUCAUUAGGAGCUCACGCAGCAGUUAUAGUACCUCCUACGUGGAUUAUACGUGUUCGUAGACCUCAGUCCUCACUAAAAUCAAGCAAAAAGAAGAAACGGACCUCAUUCAAACGCAAAUCCAGCAAGAAGGGAGCAGAGGAAGCACGAUGGAAGCCAUUCAUUGUGAGACCGAUUCCGUCUCAGCUGAUGAAGCCACUUCUAGUGUUUGUAAAUCCAAAGAGCGGAGGAAACCAGGGGGCCAAAAUAAUCCAGUCCUUUAUGUGGUAUUUGAAUCCUCGGCAAGUCUUUGACCUGAGCCAGGGCGGACCUAAAGAAGGGUUGGAGAUGUAUCGGAAAGUUCACAACUUGCGGAUUCUGGCCUGUGGUGGUGAUGGCACGGUGGGCUGGAUCUUGUCCACUCUGGAUCAGCUGCAGCUAAACCCACAGCCUGCUGUGGCUGUACUUCCUCUGGGGACAGGAAAUGACCUUGCCAGGACCUUGAACUGGGGCGGGGGGUACACAGAUGAACCUGUGUGUAAGAUUCUGUCUCAUGUGGAGGAUGGCAAUAUUGUGCAGCUUGAUCGUUGGAACUUGCACGUGGAGCCAAACCCGGAGGCAGGGCCAGAGGAGAAAGACGAACAGGUCACAGACAAGCUUCCCCUGGAUGUUUUUAACAACUACUUUAGCUUGGGCUUUGACGCUCACGUAACUCUGGAGUUUCACGAGUCUCGAGAGGCGAACCCAGAGAAAUUCAACAGUCGCUUCAGGAACAAGAUGUUCUAUGCGGGGACUGCGUUCUCAGAUUUCCUAAUGGGUAGCUCCAAAGACUUGGCCAAGCACAUCAAAGUGGUGUGUGAUGGAGCAGAUUUGACUUCUAAGGUCCAAGAGCUGAAGCUGCAAUGUCUGGUCUUCCUCAAUAUUCCCAGGUACUGUGCUGGCACAAUGCCAUGGGGAAACCCAAGUGAGCAUCACGACUUCGAGCCUCAGCGCCAUGACGAUGGCUGUAUCGAGGUCAUCGGCUUUACCAUGACGUCACUGGCGACACUACAGGUUGGAGGUCAUGGGGAGAGGUUGAAUCAGUGUCGUGAGGUCACACUUACUACCUACAAGUCAAUCCCCAUGCAGGUGGAUGGAGAGCCAUGCAAACUGGCUCCUUCCACCAUUCAUAUCUCACUGCGCAACCAGGCCAACAUGGUACAGAAGACAAAGAGGCGGACCUCUAUACCACUGCUCAAUGAUCAGCAGCCUUUCCCGGAGAGGUUACGGAUUCGAGUGAACCGCAUCAGCAUGCACGACUAUGAGGCUUUGCACUAUCACAAAGAGAAACUCAAAGAAGCCUCAAUCCCAUUGGGGCUUAUCGUCGUCCCCGGAGACAGUGACCUGGAAACCUGCCGAGUACACAUCGAGAGACUGCAAGAGGCAGGUGACGAGACCAAGUCAAAAAUGCUGUCGUCUCAGAGAUUGUCACCAAAGUGGUGCUUCUUGGACUCGACAACAGCGGAUCGAUUUUACAGGAUUGAUCGUGCCCAGGAGCAUCUACACUAUGUGACUGAGAUCUCUCAGGACGAGCUGUUUAUUCUGGACCCUGAGCUGGUAGUCACGGAAACCGUGAGCACAUCACCAGGCAUGCCUGACCUGGUAGACUCAUCAGGAGAGAACUCUUCAGCCCAGCGCAAAUUUGCCUUCCCAUCCUCCUCCUCUUCUCCACCUUCCUCUCCAGCACCCAGACAGACAGACACAGACUGCUGGAUUGCAGAAUUGCAGGCUGGUCAGAGGAAGCGCGUGUCCAGCGACAGUUCACUGACUGAUGCAAUGACCCACUGUGACUCGCUCAGAAGUACCAAACCAGCACUUAGCAGGGCUGGGGGUGUUCAUCGCUCAAAUACAACUGCAGCUGAUUUCAAACCAGCUCAAAUCAGGCCAGAAAAGAAUGCUCUGAGCUAUGGCAGCCCAGCGUCGGCAGACGUGCUAAUUGAGUGUGUGAAGAACAAGGACCAUCAGAAGCUGAUGGAGCUACAUAAGCAGGGAGCGGACCUGUGCAUGCAGGAUUCAGCAGGUUGCACUCUGCUUCACCAUGCAGUGGAUGUAGCCAGCAAAGAAAUUGUCAAAUACAUCAUUGAGAACACACCCACCGAUAUAUUGGAUGUGACAGAAAGAGAAAACGGCGAGACGGUGUUGCACAAGGCGGCCUCGAUGUGUCAAAGGACGAUCUGUCAUUACUUGGUGGAGGCGGGAGCGUCUCUUAUGAAGACAGACUUACAGGGUGACACUCCAAAGCACCGUGCAGAGAAGGCGAAGGAUGCAGAGCUGGCGGCGUAUCUGGAGAACCGUCAGCAUUAUCAGAUGAUCCAGCGUGAGGACCAGGAGACUGCAGUCUGAUCACUGACCUUCAACCUCACCCCUUUCACCUUGCUGAGUCCGGAACCCUCUGCUUGUGCCAAACUAAUAACCAAAACAAUAUGAAAUGAUGACCACAUUAUGGAGGGCUCUGCUGCUUGGAGUGGGCUUUUAAACUCCUAACCACCUCUAGACCUGGGAAUGGACGCGCGUACACACACUCAAACGUUAUGAAAAGAUUUGUGGGCUUUAGGAUCCUGGACUCAACCUGCUUGACCAAAUGUAUGUCCAUUGCACUGCCAACAUCAUUUAGUGUGGAUGUAUGUGUCAGAAUGUAUGAAGUGGGUGGGAGUCCUGUGUGUUAAUGCUUUCACUAAUCUGUGCUGGCUUUUACACAGCAGCACGUUAGAUUAACACAGUGUUGGUUGAAAGGUGGCUGGAGGGCGACUGAAAGAAACUGAGUGAAUGACGUUAGCAUGAGAAAUCUCUACAGCACUGAUCACACAGCUAUGAAUUUCAUUUUUAGCUAUUUUUAUGUCUAGUGUUAACCAGUAAGAUUCUUUAUUAUGGUUAGUGGUAGAAGACACCACUUUGUCUCCGCAGGACCUUAAGGACUUUUUCGCAGAUUUGCGGACUGAUUUGUUUACCUGAAUUAGCAUGAUUAGAGUGUUAAAAGCUAAAGCUUAGUUUAGGUCAUGGGACGCUGUCUUUGGGCUUUCCCUGCACUGAAACCAUUUAAGGUGAUUCAAGUAAUAUUGGACUAUGGUAGCUAUUUCCUAGGAGGGCUUCGCUUCUUUCAUUGUGUUUCAUAUUUUUCUUCCGUUCUGCAAACUUUUGUGUCUAAUAAGAACUGUUGGUACUGUAAACGUAUCUUAGUAGGUUUCUGUCUGAGAAACAUUUGCACUGUAGCUAUCAUUGCCUUCUCUAUUCCACUUUUUCUUGAUUUAUAAUUGGUGUACUAAAGUUAUUGCUUAUUUCUUAUGACUUUUUUAAAAUAUAUAGAUGUUUAUAUAAUUUGUAGCUCUAACAUCAGAGUUGUGUAUUUGUCUUAUUGUAUAAAAUACUGUAAAUUUAAUUUUUUUUUUUCUUUCCAGAAUACAGGUUGCUUUUGUUUGGUUUUGUUGUUCAUAAUUCUCUGCUCUGGAGUUGUUGUAGAACAUUUCGCUGUAUGUGAAAGAAACAAAGACACUCUGAAGAGUGUUUGUCAUUCUGAUUGAUGGAUUGUCUUAAUGCAAUGAUAAUUCUGAGGAUACUAUUUAUUUUCCAUAAUAGUUAUCUGUUUAAAUUAAAUUGGCUUUGAAACUAGACAUAAUUAAUUAUUAUUAAAAUAUUUAAUUUGCAAUGAAUGGAUUUCAUUAACUUGUCACAGAGGGCAACUUUCUUGUGGCUUAGCCACUGGUUUUACUACUUCAAAUGAGUAUGCAUCCUUUUACAACUUAAAAUCUGUUUUAAUCCUAUUUUAUUCUUUAAUUAUAGAUUUUACACACAUAUAUUCAUGCAUUUGCCUUUCUGAACUAGAUACGCUAUUUAUAAUGUACUCUCCUAUGGAACUCAUAUUUUCAUCAUCCAUAAACAAAUACAUUUUGUCUUCACUUACCUUUAGACCUUUUGAAUGUUUACAUAUACCUCCAUGAUAAGUUUUCACUUUUACAGCAGAAACACAGAGGAGUUUCAUUAUUUCAGUGCCAUAAAAACCGAAGGCUUCUAUAGCUGAGAUUUAAACUUUAAAUUCAACUCACUAGCUGAACAGUCUAGUUAAAUGCACUUAAAAGAAUUUGGGGUCUGUUUGUGCUUUGAUGAAGCAGAAGCCCAGCACUAUGCAUUAAAUCUUAACUUUGUCAGCAUUGUUUUAAGAUUGAUCUUAUACUUAUCUGUCCUACUUAUAAAGCAUAGGCAAAAGUUAUUACUUUAGCAUACAGUUAAGCUAAAUAUUACAUUCUUCACUCAUAUUUGUAAGCUGUAUUGACUAAUUGUAACACACAUUACUUUCUUUGCAUUUUCCUGGCAAUCUUGACAAUCCUUGUAGACAAUCUGCAUGCAGGGUAUGAAGCUUGAAGCAGUCUAUGCCAAAAAGUAAUAUUUUAAGCCUUAUAAAUUAGGGUUUUUAUAAGUGAUCUAUUUUGAAAUGUUAAUGCUUUGAAAUUUGGAGUGAGCAUUCCAAAGACCAGUUUUCUCCCGGUCAAAGAAAGUAAAAGAUGUGUUCUUAUAUUUUCAAUAUGAAGAUAAUGCAACUACUAUACAGUUGUAUGCCUGUAAAAACAAUGAGUGUGCUUUUAAUCUCAUCAUAAAUCUAUAUAUUCUUUUAAACCUCAAGUCACAGCAAGCUUCCUGCAGGAAAUUGACAGCAUGUAACAAACAGCCUCUUUUGGCUAUUAUCUUUUCAAUGCAGAAGAUUUAGCAUCCAUGACAUCCAGCUUUGUAUUUCCUCAAGUAGAGAGUAGGGUUUUGGGGAUUGCUUUGAUGACUACUUUAUGAGGGGAUUUAUUACUUUUCAGUGAACUGAGCUCAAUUCCUGCUACAUAAUGUAAACUGAUUAUAUUUGAGAUUCUCUUAUUAAAUAUUGCUAUGGUAUAACUUUGUUUUACCCAUCUACAGGUUGCUACAGGUGGCUGUAGUGAUAGUGCCUGAUUCUGUCAAUGUAGUGAAGUAGGUGAAUGCGGAUCAGUGGAUGAGGAGUUCAGCUGCAUGUAGUGCCUUCUUAAAAAAAUCCACAAAGGGUGCAGAUGUCUUGUAUUUUUCUUAAAUACCUACAACAAUAUCUCAUCUCUGUAGAGUUACUAACUUUUUCCAUGCCUGGUAAAACAGGUCUGUAAUGAUUCAUGAAAAAGCAAUGAUGAUUUUUCCAAUAAGCUCUUGAUAGUUUUAUUUUGUUUUUCAACAAUCGCAAAUCCACUCCAGGCAAAACCUCCUGACUGUCCAGCUAUUUCAUCCUCAUCUUCAUCACAUGCAUACUCUCCUGUAUAUGUUUCCUAUACAAUAAGGUUUUACUCUUCUGAGACUGUUGAAAUGCUGGAAGCAUUUCACAGGCCAUUGGUAUACAGUACUGUGCAAAAAACAUUUUUCAUUUAUUUAAUGUCCAGUCAAAAUGGUCAUUAAGUACUGCUUAAGUCAUUUUCCAGUAUCAGGAAAUAGAAAAAACACAAACAAAACAGCAUAAACACCAACAAAACAGUUACACAACAGCCUCAACAACUAAAUAUAUUUUUUUCAGUAGUUAGGGCAUCCACCCCUUAUCUUUGUUACAGCUUCAAUUCUUUUUGGGUGAGUUCUUUCAAUUUUUCAAAGAAAUCUACAGGGAUAUUUUUCCACUUCUCCAAAGUUCAGUCUUAUAAAUUGGUUGCAUUUUCUGCUUCUCACAGUCCAAAUAAUCUCAAACACAUCCAUUGAUUUAUGUGGUUUAUGUCAGGUCUCUGGGGUGACAAGUCCAUUGUUCUGAAAACACCAGCAGCUUCAUUGCUUGAUUUGCAAAAUUCUUAGUCUUUCUCAGUAACAGCUAUUUAACAGCUACACAUCCUCUCAGACCCAUAGCCUUGAGUUGGAAGGAUAGGCAGAAACACCUAUAGAUUUUUUUUCAGAUCUGAAGCAAGACUGGAACUUAUUUUAAACUCCUGUUUUUUUCCUCACCUAUUUUCUUUUGACUUUCCCCAUCCAUCCACAGUUUCAGCUGGAAAUUAAAUAAAUAAAGGGUGGUCUCUGGCAUUUGCACGGUACUGUAUGUUAAAGGAACACUCACUGUUUUUCAACUUCAUUUCUGUUUUCCACAUCUGUAUUGCACCUUCAAUUACCAAAGACAGUAAUUACAUUUCCCUGUAAGAAAAAGAAUACUGGUUGCCUUGAAAUUGGGCAGUAGCUGAAUUCCAUGAAUAAACAUGGACAUUUGAAACUAAAUAAACCAGUGAACCACUGGUCAGCACAUUUUCUAUUCUUUUGCAAGUACAGGUAAACCCAUCAAAAUUAUUGUCUGCUAAUCUGCACAUGACAGAUGUGGCAAUCAGAAAUUACAUUGAAAACCACUGAACUAUUGCAUUAACUGUCCGCUAUACUGAUAUACUAAAUAAUCAUCUAUACUUUUGUGUGUAUGGUUUCUAUGCUUCUUUUUGAGUUGCCAUGCAAUUCAAGGUUUAGAAUCUCUCAAACAUUCCCUUGACAAGCGCAUGUGAGUUAUGGUGCAAUAGGUCGAUUGGCUAUUUAGAACUAUUACUAGUUUCUUUUGUACUGUGGUAUGACAAAAUGGUGGAUGCUCAAGAGGUGAACACGUACAUGUGCAAUGUAGACAAUAGUUCUAUCUGUUUGUUUCAAUGGACUGAUUCUGUUAUUUUCUGCUUGCAAACAUAAUAAAGAAUAGUAUUUCAACUUAA
Molecule: messenger RNA, 8788 nt
Organism: Colossoma macropomum (tambaqui)
Lineage: Eukaryota; Metazoa; Chordata; Actinopteri; Characiformes; Serrasalmidae
Gene: dgkza
Product: diacylglycerol kinase, zeta a
Exons: 37
Coding region: 549-4472 (1307 amino acids)
Biological process (GO): lipid phosphorylation; diacylglycerol metabolic process; regulation of synaptic transmission, glutamatergic
Cellular component (GO): nucleus
Molecular function (GO): ATP-dependent diacylglycerol kinase activity; protein binding
Source: RefSeq, a predicted model, not a curated record